Molecule: messenger RNA, 2111 nt
Organism: Vigna radiata var. radiata (mung bean)
Lineage: Eukaryota; Viridiplantae; Streptophyta; Magnoliopsida; Fabales; Fabaceae
Product: cytochrome P450 71D9-like
Exons: 3
Coding region: 660-2054 (464 amino acids)
Molecular function (GO): iron ion binding; monooxygenase activity; heme binding
Source: RefSeq, a predicted model, not a curated record
UUUUUAUUAGUAAAAUAUUAGGGUCUCAGUACAAGCAACACUUGGCACUAACAAAAAUAACAAUGGCAGUAGCAUGUAGCAUAAUCGCAUAGGUCAUAGCAGAGCAAUCAUGUAAGCCAUUCCUAUAAAAGAGGCAGGGAUAAAGGAAUUUCAGAAAAGGGCCCAGAAAAUCAAAGAAGAAUGAUCAAAGAGAAGGUAAUUGCAGAGAAAGAGACCAUACCACAAGUUACUCAUUCCAGAAUGAAGUCACACAAUUUAAUAUUCUCCCUCCUCUCACGUGGUCCUCUAUGCAUUUCCUUUCCUUCCUCUCUGCCGUUUGGUGCAAAGGUCCUCUGCCAUUCGGUGCAAUGGUCCUCUGUCGUUCGGUGCAAAAUUCUCCUUCCUUCCUUUUGGCUUGACUCUUUGUCGUUCGGUCCUUCCUCUCGGAUUGACAAUCUGUCGUUCGGUGCAACAUCAAACACAUGGCCACUAAGUGUAACCGAUUCACCCACCUCAUUACUGUCAUGCCUGGCGUAUGUUACACUGAUCUUCAUGAACUUUUGGUUGGAGGCAAUAUGUUGAGAGAUAACAUCAUGUGUGCAACAGGAUCUAUUGAUGGAAAGUUCACUACCAAAUGCCUCUGUUCACAUGUGUUAAUGUAGAAGGCUUUGUGCCAGAUAAUGAAUGGAAAAGGGCCGUGGAGGCUACCAAUCAUAGGGAACAUACACAACCUCGUUGGCUCACUUCCCCAUCGUAGACUGAGAGAUUUAUCAGCAAAAUAUGGACCCUUGAUGCAUCUGAAGCUUGGAGAGGUUUGUACUAUUGUGGUUUCAUCUGCAGAGUGUGCUAAAGAAGUGUUAAAAACCCAUGAUCUUAUCUUUGCAUCAAGGCCUCCAAUACUAGCUUCAAAGAUAAUGUCUUAUGAUUCUAUGGGGAUUGCUUUUUCUCCUUAUGGUGAUUAUUGGAGACAGCUAAGGAAGAUUUGUGCGUUGGAGUUAUUAAGCUCGAAACGUGUCCAAUCUUUCCAGCCAAUCAGAGAGGAAGAGCUCACUAAAUUCAUCAAAAGCAUUGCUUCAAGAGAAGGGUCACCCAUCAAUCUCACCAAAGAAAUCCUUACAACAAUAUCUACAAUUGUUUCGAGGACAGCCCUUGGAAGCAAGUAUAGGGACCAUCAAAAGUUCAUAUCAGCUGUUAGGAAAGCCACAGAGGUCGCUGGAGGUUUUGACUUGGGAGAUUUGUACCCUUCUGCCGGAUGGCUUCAGAACAUCUCAGGGUUGAAGUCCAAGAUUGAACAGUAUCAUCAACAAACUGAUCAGAUAAUGCAAAGCAUCGUGGAUGAUCACAGAGAAGCUAAAUUAAGUGCUGCAAAAUGCCAGGGUGAACAAGUGGAGGAUGAUCUUGUAGAUGUGCUCAUGAAGGAGGAGUUUGGCCUAAGUGACAAUGGUAUCAAGGCGGUGAUUUUGGAUAUCUAUGGAGGGGGGAGUGAGACAUCAUCUACAACCAUAACAUGGGCAAUGGCAGAGAUUAUAAAAGAUGCAAGAGUAAUGAAGAAGGUACAAGCUGAGGUAAGAGAAGUAUUUGGUAAAGAAGGACAGGCUAAUGAAAGUGACAUGGAGAAUCUAAAAUAUUUGAAAUGUGUUGUGAAAGAGACAUUGAGACUGCACCCUCCUGGUCCUCUUCUACUUCCAAGAGAGUGUGGAGAAGCUUGUGAGAUAAAAGGGUAUGACAUACCAAUGAAAAGCAAGAUCAUUAUCAAUGCUUGGGCCAUUGGAAGAGACCCAAAUCAUUGGACUGAGGCAGAGAGGUUUUAUCCUGAGAGGUUCAUUGAAAGUGGUGUUGACUACAAAGGCAAUAAUUUUGAGUAUAUUCCAUUUGGUGCUGGAAGAAGAAUGUGCCCAGGCCUCACAUUUGGCUUGACCACUGUUGAGUUUCCUCUUGCAUUGUUAAUCUAUCAUUUUGAUUGGAAACUUCCCAAUGGAAUUAAGAAUGAAGAUUUGGAUAUGACUGAGGCCUUUGGAAUAUCCGUUGGUAGAAAAUAUGAUUUGCAACUAAUUCCUAUCACUUUCCGUCCUUGAAAGAGCUCAGAUUAAACAAAGUUUAUAUCGACUGUUUGUCAUCUUUUCCUUAGCCUU